Coregonus sp. 'balchen' is the source of this 6167-nucleotide messenger RNA. The record is from the annotation of a GenBank genome assembly. Lineage: Eukaryota; Metazoa; Chordata; Actinopteri; Salmoniformes; Salmonidae.
AUUUACUGAUGGAUUACAAUUUUCAGUGUGCCAAACUCGCUAGUUUUGUGGUGGUUAACAAUAUCUCGAGUUAGAACGUAUGCGAUGGUCUAGCUCAGACAAAGAAAACAGAAAGAAAGAUAUCUGAACGUACCCCUUUGAUGAUUAGGUACACACAAGGGGCGGAUACUUUUACCUUCAAACUGUGCGGCGCGAGUGUUGUAUGUGCGAUAGCUAACUAGCUGUAAACAACCAAUGCAGGGGAAUUUUUACAUUUAUGAGAGCUGAAAUGAAUAAUAUAAGUAUUAAUUUAACAUAUACACAAUAGCUUUUAGGUAAGUACGGGCGAAUGUAUGCAACACCCCCUGCUGUAGAGUAGGUGACAAUGAGAUAACAGCUAGCUAGUUAGCUAACAUGAGUUAAUUGUUUACUGUAACGUUUGAUAACCAUUGGCAAUAAUACAAAAGUUAGCUAGCAAGAGAACCAGCUAAGAUGACCAUGUUGAACACAAACAUGAUUAAUUGCUUUUUUCUUGACAGGGUGGUCGUCAAAAAUGCCUAUUCGUGCCUACUACACCAUCUGUUCCGAUUUCUUCGAUCACUCAAGAGAUGUGGCAGCCAUCCAUUGUGGACACACCUUCCACUAUGAAUGGUGAGUUACCAAUGGCAGUCAGAGGAAUCAGUCAACAUGUAGGAAAUAUUAUGGCCCGCUAGUAAUUGUGGCUCUAGGUAAAUGUAGUUGUCUAGCUGUUGUUAAAUGACAGUUGUUUUUACCCCUUCUGCUUACAGUCUUCUUCAUUGGUUUCAGACUGCUCCCAACAAGAACUGUCCACAAUGUAGAAAACAGGUAGGACUUGCUAUACUGGUGUCCCCUUCUGAACACUGGUGAUUCAUUCUGCAUGCAUUACAUCAAUCCCAUUCCACUCAAAAUGACUCUACAAAUACUUCUUCUGCAUGUUUCUCUUUAUGUCCGGACUCUCCCCUCAGGUUAGCACCAGACACAUUAUCAACAAGUUGUUCUUUGACAUUAGUGGUGAAGAAGAGGGAUCCUCUGCUGACCCAGAGAGUUUGCAGGUAGGCCUACACAAGGAGGAAACACUAUAUUUACGGCAUGUGGAUUGGGGUUCAUAUUAUUGUAUGAUUUGUCGUUUAUUCAGUGUUUCGUUCAUUUCUUCUGCAGAAUGAGCUCAAUAGAAUGAAAGCUGUUUUAAGUACCAAAGGUAAGACGCGAGUGAACAAAACUGAUGCUUGCUUUGAUAGACGAUGUGUCAUUAUGAUGGUGUAACUAUUUUGCAUUUUGUACUGCUGAAACAUUGACUUUUAUUUUUAUCCUCAGAGAGAGACUGAAGGGACAGACUGAAGAUGGUAGAACGCUUGAAGGAGACUGUAGACGGGCAGAAGAAAGACCUGGACAUUGUGAGGAAGGAGAUUGGUGAGAAAGAGAUGCUCUGCUCAGCUCUCAGGGUAGGUGCCAAGUUUUCAAACACAAAGACACAUGUAUUUACAUGCUCCUAUCUACCUGACAUGUCUCUAACAUGUAGUUUUAUUUUUACCCAGGCUGCCAAGGAGGAGGCCGAUGACUCCAGACGAAAAUGAAACAUGAGAGGUAGCCCUCAGACACACACUCACGCAAUAAUAAUUAGCACGCUAUCGUGCCGACCUUAACCAUACUUUGCUGGCUUGUAUAUUUUACUAGUGUGUGUGUGUGUGUGUGGCCUUGUCCUUGUGUGUGUGUGUGUGUGUGUGUGAGUGUGUGGCCUUGUCCUUCCCAGUCUGGAUGUGGUGUUGCAGGAUCAGAGAGCUGAGGUCGAGUCCAUGAUAUGGGUGUUGGCCAGGCUGCCGUGGAGCAGCUUUCAAUCUACUGCAUUUCUCUCAAGAAGUAAGGAACAUCAAACUCAUAGCUGCUGUGUGUUACUGUUGCACUAUACAUUGUCAGGGGCAUCACUGUUUUGGAAGUAUUUGUAUCAAGUAAUCCUAUUAUCGUUUGCAGAGAGUAUGACAACCUAAAUGGGAGCCUCAGAUCUUCAAACGAAAUGUGAAAAAAUCAAAAGGGAGGUGUUUGCUUCAAACAACAAGGUAAUGGAUGUAAACAAAUCACAUUAAUUGAAAUGUUCUGUGAUAAUGUCGGAUGUGUCUCUCCUUCCAAUUUCAGACUGACUGUCUCUCAUAGCUCUGUAGUUACAUAAAGCCACAAUGGAGAUGAACAGGACCAAGGAUGACAUGAAAGCUGUCCAAAAUGACUUGACCAACGCAGACAGAGAUCACCGUAAGAAACCCCCAUUCUUGAAAUUAUAAGCACUAUACAAAUUGCAAAGCUAUGUUUCAUUUGUAUAAUAAAAAUACGAAUUUAAUUUACUACUCACUAAUUUGUGUUUUUAAUAAAAAAUUUGAGAUUCUUCAAAAGACCUAACAAAUCCUUGAGCAGACUAGUCUUUUGGGGGGUUUGUCACUUCACCAAUCGAUUCUCUGCACAACACAUGUUACUUAGUAUACAGUGCAUUCGGAAAGUAUUCAGACCCCUUGACUUUUUCCACAUUUUGUUACAUUACAGCCUUAUUCUAAAAUUGAUUAAAUAAAAAAUGUUGCUCAUCAAUCUACACACAAUACCCCAUAAUGACAAAGUGAAAACAGUUAAUUUUUUAAAUUAUUGCAAAUGUAUAAAAAAUGGAAAAAUACCUUAUUUACAUAAGUAUUCAGACCGUUUGCUAUGAGACUCGAAAUUGAGCUCCGGUGCAUCCUGAUUCCAUUGAUCAUCCUUGAGAUGUUUCUACAACUUGAUUGGAGUCCACCUGUGGUAAAUUCAAUUGAUUGGACAUGAUUUGGAAAGACACACACCUGUUUAUAUAAGGUCCCACAGUUGACAGUGCACGUCAGAGCAAAAACCAAGCCAUGAGGUUGAAGGAAUUGUCCGUAGAGCUCCGAGACAGGAUUGUGUCAAGAUACAGAUCUGGGGAAGGGUACCAAAACAUUUCUGCAGCAUUGAAUGUCCAUAACAACACAGUAGCCUCCAUCAUUCUUAAAUGGAAGAAGUUUGGAACCACCAAGACUCUUACUAGAGCUGGCUGCCCGGCCAAACUGAGCAAUCAGGGGAGAAGGGCCUUGGUCAGGGAGGUGACCAAGAACCCGAUGGUCACUCUGACAGAGCUUCAGAGUUCCUCUGUGGAGAUGGGAGACCCUUCCAGAAGGACAACCAUCUGCAGCAUUCCACCAAUCAGGCAUUUUAUGGUAGAGAAGCCACUCCUCAGUAAAAGGCACAUGACAGCCCGCUUGGUUUGCCAAAAGGCACCUAAAGGACUCUCAGACCAUGAGAAACAAGAUUCUCUGGUCUGAUGAAACCAAUAUUUAACUCUUUGGCCUGAAUGCCAAGCGUCACGUCUGGAGGAAACCUGGCACCAUCCCUACGGUGAAGCAUGGUGGUGACAGCAUCAUGCUGUGGGGAUGUUUUUCAGCGGCAGGGACUGGGAGACUAGUCAGGAUCGAGAGAAAGAUGAAUGGAGCAAAGUACAGAGAGAUCCUUGUUGAAAACCUGCUCCACAGCGCUCAGGACCUCAGACUGCGGCGAAGGUUCACCUUCCAACAGGACAACGACACUAAGCACACAGCCAAGACAACGCAGAAGUGGCUUCGGGACAAGUCCUUGAGUGGCCCAGCCAGAGCCCGGACUUGAACCCGAUCGAACAUCUCUGUAGAGACCUGAAAAUAGCUGUGCAGCGACACUCCCCAUCCAACUUGACAGAGCUUGAGAGGAUCUGCAGAGAAGAAUGGGAGAAACUCCCCAAAUACAGGUGUGCCAAGCUUGUAGCGUCAUACCCAAGAAGACUCGAGGCUGUGAUCGCUGCCUAAGGUGCUUCAACAAGGUACUGAGUAAAGGGUCUGAACACUUAUGUAAAUGUAUUAUUUCAGUUUUUUAUUUGUAAUACAUUUGCAAACAUUUCUAAACCUGUUUUUGCUUUGUCAUUAUGGGGUAUUGUGUGUAGAUUGAGGGGGGAAAACAAUUUAAUCAAUUUUAGAAUAAGGCUGUAACAUAACAAAAUGUGGAAAAAGUCAAGGGGUCUGAAUACUUUCUGAAUGCGUUACUUUCUGAAACCUUCUUGGUAGAUCUGGUGUCAGUCACUGAUGAGUUAUUUUCCCCCUUGUCUUUCAGCCCUGCCCCAGUGGAGCUGAAACAGCCCUGUCUCCACCAGCCUGCCGACAGUGAGGACAUUGGCCUCAACAUGACCUUUGACAUCACCACCCCUGACCCGGUGGAUAAGAGGUUGUCACAGGUCCCAUCAAGAAGAUGCCUCUGGACCCAGCCGCUUGAGUCUCCCUCUACAUUGUGUCAUUGACGAGGGACAUAUGCUACUGACACUUAUUUGUUAAUAAACAGUUCUGAUUAAGUAUUGAUCAUAAUUAUCUUAUGUUCUUUGUUUCUCAGGUUGUCGUCCUCGCCGACCAAACACCAUUACAAAGCCUUGUUUGGAAGCAAGGUAUUUUACCACUUCCAAGGGUUCACUUAACACAUGCGCCACAUGAACAGACUUUUCUCUGGAUAGGAUCAUUUGCUAAAUUACUAAUGUAAUGUUACAUUUUAGAGCUAGAUGUGUUGUACAUUAGUGUGCAUGCUAUAAGCUUCUGUGUUUGUGAAUGAUCUCAGGUCAGAGAGGAGGCGGCGUCCAUGGAUACCUUCUUCCGUAACGCCAACCUGUUCAGGAAGAAGACCUUCGGCAGCAUGCUGGACCCCCAGAGGAGUAAACUGGGAGCUGUAGCUUUACCCUGACUAUUGUCUUUCCAUCACAACACUACAGUUACUGUAUGGAGAUUCUGGUCUCUUUCUUACUAUGGGCCUGUUACACAUGUUCAAACCCUCAAUUACAGUAGUCAAGUACAGUGCACUCCACCUAAAGACUUCCAAAACCAGACCCACUUAUUGCCCUUGCCUUCCUGUCUUGUUCCUGACAGCGAUAUUACUAAAUGUAUCACUAUCUCAUAUUCCAGGUCAGAAGUGGUUACGGUGGACUUGCGGGAAGGACCAAAUUCUUCCAGCCUGUAUCCUUUUCUUAAACCAUACAAUUCAGAUGUACUGACAGGUAUUUUUCAUUGACAUGGGUGUUGAAGUACGUAUUGUGACUGUGUAUUAUAUCCUCUAUGAUGUCUAUUGACAGUUAUGUUUGUUAUACAUUGCUGUAACUAAUCUCAUAGGAAGGAGGUACAGGUGAAUGCCAUUUGUUAUGGAAUGCCAUUUUCCUUAAUUCAGCCCCCCACACCAGUCUCCUUUGUCAGAGAUUCGCCCGCUCAUGAUGAAGGCCAAGAGGAGAAAAAAAUCCCGACCAGCUCCUCUCCCAAGAUCUCCACCUGCCUUACUCUUAACAGUUUUCUGGAGUGACCUGUCCAUCCCUUACUGAUGCAUGUGUGUCAGCUGGACCUCUGACACUAGCGACCAGCCCGUCUGGAGCAAUAGAGAGGAGCAACCUGAAUAGGUUUACCGGUCAGGUAAAAAUAACUUGGACCUCUUACUUGAGGGCCUGCUCCAAGCUUUGGGCAUGAAUGGGCAUAGCUGCUAGUUUGAUGAAAAUAUUUGUUUUGGUGUAUUGAGACUUCAUUUGGCUCAUCAUGAAACCCCCUGUCUGUGUUAAGUAAUUUUAUGUUGAGACAUUUUGUUUUUUUUCUAAUUUAUGAUUUUGAGUGUGAGGAAGCGUUAUCUGCUGACUGAAACAAGGGGGACUUUCCUGCAUUAUAUCAUUACUAGCAUCUGUGAAAAGUCAGGCAUUUGACUCGGUUGCACAUUACACAAAUCAAUGUUUUAUCUAUCUUUCGCACUUGAACAUUUCUUGUUUUACUUACACUGUCUGAAUAUUGUAAUACAGAAUUGUAUUGGAUAUUUAGAAGUUGUUUCUCACUUCCCCAGAACAUCAUUCUCUUGUUUCAAGUGCUAUUUUUCUUUUAGAUGCAUACUUUUACUUGUGAUUAAUGCGUAAGAUCUCUUGUUUGUGAAAUAAUAAACUAUCGUUAUUUUCAUAAAAACUGUUGAGUGUGGUGUGUUUAAAACGUUUUCUGUUUCUCCAUUCUACACAGACCUGGAUAAGGGUUUACUGCCAAAUGCAUCUCACUAUGAUACUGUAGUGGAGACAUCUCCACACACUCUAGUCUCCACACUACAGAAUGGUUAGCUUACCCAGUACAGUUCUGUUUUACUGUACAGGUUUAAUC